CCGCUUGCCGCUCAUCCCACUUUCCUAUUCUAGCCACUGUGCUGCUGCAGCCGACGGGUGGUUUUAAUGUGUGUAUUGACCUCGUCUCUGGCCGUGUCAACCGUUUGCUUGUAUCCGGAACCUAUUUCCAAUUAGUAUUUGUUAUGGGUACACCAGUAAAUUCUUCUGCAAGCCGCAAGGUUACUGAGGGUACAGAGGCACUGCGGCAAGCUGAGAAAUGUUUGAAAACGGGCCUGCUGAAAUGGAAGCCAGAUUUUGAUAACGCUGCAAACGAGUACAGCAAAGCAGCAACGUGUUUUAAAGCUGGGAAGGCCCUGGAUCAGUGCAAGGAUGCCCAUCUCCGUUCAGCUGACUGCUACCUUAAGAAUGGAUCAUUCUUUGCCUGCGCCAAGCAGUUGGAACAAGCAGCAUUGGUCAGCAGGGAUAUGGGUGACCUGAAGGCUGCAGCUGAUCUCAUUGACAAGGCAUCUUGUUAUUUUAUUGACUCAAGAAGUCCCGACACAGCUGCAUUAGUUUUGGAACGAGGGGCAAAAAUCGUUGAAGCAAAGUUUCCUGAAAUAGCUGUGGGGUUCUUCAACAGAGCAGCUGAAAUAGUUUCAGUUGAAGAUCGCCCAAGGCAAUCAGCAGAAUUCUGUGGCCAUGCAGUUCGUCUCCUGCUCAAGCUUGCUAGAUGGGAUGAGGCAGCGGACGCCGUGUCUCGGCAGAAGCAGUUGCUGGCAGAAGCACAGGAUGACCGGGCUGUCGGGCGGCUGGUGGUGGCACUGGUGCUUGUGCACUUGGCGAGAGACGACUUUGUUGCAGCCAGUAAGGCUGUUGACUAUGAUAAAGGGUUUCUUGAAGCACAAGAACUGGACACACUUUCAUGCUUACUGAAAGGGUAUGAUGAAGGAGACCCAGAUAUGGUUACUCGUGCUCUCAAUGCACCAUUCCUUCGGCACAUGGAUACAGAGUAUGCCAAGUUGGCCAGGAUGCUUGGGCAGCAAGUAGCCGAGUCUGCCAAAAAGACUGCCUCCGAGUCUAAGCCGAGUGCAGAGGCCGUGGGUGAUGCAAAGGAUGUGGACAAUGGAACUGUUGACAGACCAGAACAAGACCAUCUUGAAGUUCCCGAUUCAACAACUGCUGCAGAAUCUGAUGAUGAAUUUGCUGGUGGUCUUCUGUGAAGUUGUUGGACAUCGUGGCGAAUGUCGAGAAUUUCGAGAUCUUGGUCAGCCCACAGAACCAGCAGAUGUAUAUUUUUUUUAGGUUUUGCUUAGUCGAGUUCUGGGUAUGCUCAGCUGUCUUGCAUUGUUCGAUGUUUUCUCCACAUGCCUCUUGGAGUUUCCUGGAAUAAGACAUUACCAGAUGGUACAUGUUGUGACAGAAGUGGACGUUCUUGCACAGUAUAGACUGCACAGGUGUUCCUGUGCUAUUAGGGCGCCUCAGUGGCAGUUGUGGAAUCAGUUCACACCUGAAGCUAGGUUUUUCCUGAACUUUCAAAGCUCAAAUAAGAACUACAAAUUACUUUCUUCUACACUUUCUUUAGAUUCAUUACUCACUGGCUUUGUAUGAUGGCAUAUCAUGCCGAGUCAUUUUAACCUACUGUACUACAGAAAAAUCUCUACAUUUAUUCUUGUGUCUUUUUCUUUAUUCUUGCCUCAGAUACUAGGAUACUACUUCCAAUGUAGGGUUACUUCACCUUUUGCAGUCCGAAACCAUUUCUCACGUUCGUUCUGGUUCAAGACUGAAAGAUUUAAGCUGAAGUAAAGGUCGUUGACUUGGCACAUAAUGUAGUGAGAGAACGUGCACAUGAAUCAGCUGCAAGGCAACCUGUUGAGCAGUGUCUAACCAUAGACCACGGCAAUCGUGUUGAAUUUUCAGGUAGGGCCUGACAAUGGACUGCAAGGAGUUAAAAAAUGGAUAUUUAUUAAUUCUGUAGUAGUGCAGAUUUAUGAAAUUGAUAAAAUCAUCUAAUUAUUUUUAAAAUUAGUGACUUGAGGCACUUGCUGCAGAGGCAGGUUUAAAGCCUGUCAACAUGGACUUGUUCAGUUGGAAACAAAUUUGUAAAUGGCGCUACCAGUUACAAGAUAUCUGUAUGUCAAAGUGCUCGGCAUAUAUCUGCUUAAAGCACUCAUCAAAUAUCUGCAGUGCUGAAGAAAAGUAAUUACUCCAAUUCAUGUUGCUUUACACUGAUCUCGUACAUUUCAAUACUCGUGCUAAUUACAUUGGUUCAACUUGAAUAGGCCUUGCAUUUUGACAGGCUUCAUUUUUGCCAUUACAACUGUACCUGGCUAUGAUGAAAUAAAUCAGCCGUGGGUCUAGUGAGGAAAGGCCUUUCACAACAGGAUUUUUUAGUGGGCUCUUCUCCGGAUCUUCCCGUGAAUGCAAAUGCAUAUUUUGUACUUACUUUGCAGCUUAAAAAGGUAUUUAACCGAUAUCUACCUUCUUGAGCAGCACAUGGCCCUACAAUAUUGUCUACAUUUCGAUGUCAAUAUUCAGCAGGCCAGUGACUCCCACUGAUGAACUGAGGAAUCCACAAGCUUUGUUACUAGUUUUUGAAACUAUUAUUGAGGUCCUUUUCCGAAUAGAAUGAGUGGCUUGUCUGUCUAAAUGUGUGUGAAAAAUGGCUGUAAGGUCAUCGCAAUAGCUAGUGCGACGCUGAGCUUUGCUACCACCCGCAGAUCCCAGCUAAACUUGUAUUUUGUGUAUUUUGGGAAAAAGCACACUUGAGAACAUUUACUUCAUCACUUAAGAAAUGUGAGGGCGUUCUUUGCAGCUUACUGCUACUCUCAGACGGAUGGCAAUAGGUACAGUUACAAAAAGUGGUUCUAAGUACUGGAUUUUCGCUCAGUGGAUAUGACUUCGUUACUGUCGAGCUUCCAUUCUGUAGUCUGGAUAUGUGCCCCAAAACAAAUGCUUGCAUUUAUUCAAUGAAGUUUCAUUCAGCAAUAACCGCAUUGUGAUUUGUUGUGCAUGUCUACCUCUCAAAGCAGUCCAAUUGGCCAAUUGGUGUGGCAGAAUCUGGUUGUACCGGAGAUCACAAUUGCUUUGUCAUAAUGUUAAAUGUGGUAUUACAAAUGGUUGUGACCAGUGCACGUGUGUAGCAAUCAUAACGGGGUCUAACUGUCCCAAAUAACAAGAAAUAUGGACCUUCAAGUUUGCACAAUUUAAAUACAAAUUAAUAGAACUGUAUAAAGACAAGUAAUCAUAGAAGUAUCAGUGCAGUUAUAAAUGCAAUGGUAUUAGAGUACUCUAAAGUAAAGAUUGAAAUUAUCAUUAAAAUGCAGUAUGAUUGGUCCUACAUUUUCAACAAUUUGACACAGCAAUAAGGCAGCAAUAGAGAAACGAAAGCAAAACAUCUAUAGUCAGUACUAUUUAGAAACAAAUAUGCAUGCACUAACUUAUCGUAUCCAUCUUCCUGUAUAGUCCAGGUUUGUUCCAUGUGUUGCAAAACUAUUAACCCUUUGUUUCCUAUAGCGAAUCUAGUUAUGCAAGUAAAUAUAUAUACUAGGUAUCUCGGCUAUCUUUAGCCAGAUUUUAAAGAUAUGCCAACACACGCAAUUACAACGCUAUAAAUUCAUGUUGCUGACUAUUGUCUAUAGUGAAUCAGACUAUUUUUUGUGUUCUGAUCAAUUGUUUAUUUAGACCUUUUUAACUAAUUUCUGAAGGAAUGAAGAUGGGUCAAAAAGUUCAAUGAACAAGUUGUAGAUCGGUUUGAGAAACGUCUGAUUAAACAGUUUCGAACUUCAA
Molecule: messenger RNA, 3726 nt
Organism: Rhipicephalus microplus (southern cattle tick)
Lineage: Eukaryota; Metazoa; Arthropoda; Arachnida; Ixodida; Ixodidae
Product: gamma-soluble NSF attachment protein
Biological process (GO): intracellular protein transport
Cellular component (GO): SNARE complex; vacuolar membrane
Molecular function (GO): syntaxin binding; soluble NSF attachment protein activity
Source: RefSeq, a predicted model, not a curated record